AGACGACCGUGUGAGAGCAGCGUGUCAGAGCCGCCUGUUAGCGGCACUGCAGAUGGACUAAAGCAGAGUCAGCUCUGCCACAUCCUCCCCCUCCUCUCACACACACACACACACACACACACACACCAUGGACGAAUUUCUCCCAUCCUAGCGUCGCUACAAUUAACCAUCAUCGGCUGCAUUUAACCUACACGCGACCUGACGAUAGAAAACUCCGAUUCCUCUCUGUUUUUCUCUCUCUCUCUCUGCCGUGGACACUGUUAAGUUGGUUUUCACAGGUGUGGAGCAGAGAAUGAAGCGGCUUUUUGUCAGAGCUGUGCCGGACAAAGCCAUGAACCCCUGGCUGCUUUUGGCUCUCCUCGGACUCUGUGCAGCGUUUGGGCCCAGUAAACAGGAAGAAGAGGACUAUGAAGAUGUGCCCAUAAAUAAAACUUGGGUCUUAUCACCGAAGGUCUACGAGAGCGAUGUGACUUUGAUCCUAAAUAAACUGCUGCUGGGCUACGACAACAAACUGCGGCCUGACAUUGGAGUGAGGCCGACAGUGAUUGAAGCAGCCGUGUAUGUCAACAGCAUUGGACCAGUGGACCCCAUCAACAUGGAAUACACCAUUGACAUCUUCUUUGCCCAGACAUGGUACGACAGCCGACUGAAGUUCAACAGCUCGAUGAAGGUGCUCAUGCUCAACAGUAACAUGGUAGGCAAAAUCUGGAUCCCCGACACAUUCUUCAGGAAUUCCCGCAAAUCAGAUGCCCACUGGAUCACCACUCCCAACCGCCUCCUGAGGCUGUGGAGCAAUGGGAGAGUCAUGUACACACUGAGGUUGACUAUUAAUGCGGAGUGUUACCUUAAGCUGCAUAACUUUCCAAUGGAUGAACAUUCGUGUCCACUGGAGUUUUCAAGCUAUGGUUAUCCCAAGAAUGAGAUAAUGUACCGGUGGCAGAGACGGGCAGUGGAAGUGGCAGACCAGCGGUACUGGAGACUCUACCAGUUUGCCUUCGUAGGGUUGAGGAACUCCACUGAUGUGGCACACACCCAGUCAGGGGAAUAUGUAAUCAUGACAAUCUUUUUUGACCUGAGUCGGAGAAUGGGCUACUUCACCAUCCAGACCUACAUUCCCUGCAGUAUGAUCGUGGUCUUGUCCUGGGUCUCGUUCUGGAUCAACAAGGAUGCCGUCCCAGCCCGCACAUCUCUAGGUAUCACCACAGUGCUCACAAUGACUACUCUAAGCACCAUCUCCAGGAAGUCCCUGCCCAAGGUUUCCUACGUCACUGCCAUGGACCUGUUUGUCUCUGUCUGCUUCAUCUUCACCUUCGCUGCCCUCAUGGAGUAUGGCACUCUGCACUACUUCACCAGCAACAGACAGACCAAGAAGUCUAAAUCCAACAAUAACACACAAAAAGCACCCAGCAUGGUGAAUAUCCGACCUGGCACGUCCCUGCUGCAGAUGAACAACAUUGUGCCCUAUCACGAGGAGGCUGACUAUGCUUACGAGUGUUUGGAUGGAAAAGACUGCACCAGCUUCUUCUGCUGCUUCGAUGACUGCCGCUCAGGUGCUUGGCGCGAAAACAGGAUGCAUGUGCGGGUUUCCAAGAUCGAUUCGUACUCACGAAUAUUCUUCCCCACUGCUUUUGGCCUUUUCAAUCUGGUUUAUUGGAUUGGUUAUCUGUAUCUAUAAAACCAUUACCUCAAAGAAGGACAACUGGAGUUUGACAUAUGCAAGCAUUUCACAUCAGCAUAGCUGCUCUUCUAGCAUCAGAAGUAAUAGCUACUUAGCAAACAAGAAACAAUAUUAGAGAGCCCCUAUUAUACUCCUUUUCAGCGUCUUGGGGUCUACACAAAUAGGUUUACAUGCUUUGAUGUUAAAAAAACAUGUGUUUCUCAUAAUGCCCAUUGCUGCAGCGCCUCGACCUGAAACGCUUUGUCUGAGCUCCUGCCCCCCCCUUCCCAAAAAGCCCAGGCGUUUCAGGCAGUUUAGAAAAAGUGCUUUCUGUGGGAGAGAAAGCUCCGUUUGGAGUUAAAUUUGUACUUUAUACAUCUAUUAAACACACAAAAUACUAUAUAACACACUAACAGACAUGAAGAAUCCAAAAAAGCAUAAUUUUGAAUUUUAAAUUAUGAAUUGACAUUGCCUUGUGUUUCCCCGCGCCCCGGAUGAAGUAUGGCAAAUGUCCCUCAAUCUGUCCAACACCUUGUUCCAGAGCAAGACAGGUCAACAAUUAUUGGUUAAUAUGCCAUAAAGUAUAGUAUGGAUAUUCAUUGUCCCCAGUGGAUUAUACCUAAUGAUUAUGGUGACCUAUUGACCUUUUAAUCGUUGCCGGGGGAUUGAUCCCAUUUUUUAUGACCGUUUAACCUUACAAGACCCUGAGCUAAUUGAAGUCCUUUCCUCGUGGUAUUUAGUAUGUUUACAUGCACACUAAUAUUCCACUUUUAAAUUUAUCAUGCCAGUAAAAUUAUGGUUUCUGAUCAUUUUGGAUUAAGGUUGGCAAAAUACCUGGAUUUACUUAGCUCUAAUGCCUACGACUCUCUUAAUGCACCUUUUAUCUCUUCUUAUUUUCUUUUUUAUCAAUGAAAAAGCAAUGAUACAUUGAUACAUUUAGGCCUCAUUUGUACCCAGCAUUCUGUCACUUUCACCGGUUAAAAUGACAAAUGUUGACUCUGUAACCCCUAACUUGCAAAUAUUGGAAUUUCAAACCUCAU
Molecule: messenger RNA, 2697 nt
Organism: Sander lucioperca (pikeperch)
Lineage: Eukaryota; Metazoa; Chordata; Actinopteri; Perciformes; Percidae
Gene: gabrg1
Product: gamma-aminobutyric acid type A receptor subunit gamma1
Exons: 9
Coding region: 293-1675 (460 amino acids)
Biological process (GO): signal transduction; chloride transport; monoatomic ion transmembrane transport
Cellular component (GO): synapse; postsynapse; neuron projection
Molecular function (GO): GABA-A receptor activity; GABA-gated chloride ion channel activity; inhibitory extracellular ligand-gated monoatomic ion channel activity
Source: RefSeq, a predicted model, not a curated record